Molecule: messenger RNA, 768 nt
Organism: Protobothrops mucrosquamatus (brown spotted pit viper)
Lineage: Eukaryota; Metazoa; Chordata; Lepidosauria; Squamata; Viperidae
Product: enkurin-like
Exons: 5
Coding region: 1-768 (255 amino acids)
Cellular component (GO): acrosomal vesicle
Molecular function (GO): calmodulin binding
Source: RefSeq, a predicted model, not a curated record
AUGGAGCCCCAGGAGAGCAUUUACCACUGGCUGCCUGCCGGGGAGGAGGAGCCCGCCAAGCCCCCGCUCAGGUACGUCUCCUCCUUCCGACCGUCUCUCCAACGGGAAAUGGAGGAGACGAGGAGGGCGCCAUGCCAGACCAUGGGCAUCCCGAAGCUCCAGGUGCCCACGCCGAAGGAGUACCUGCGGAAACACGCCAAGGAGCGGAAGCUCCCCAAAUGCACGCACGAGCACGUCAAGCGCCAGCCCAUCAAAGCCCAACUGCCCCUGCAGUCUGACCGGCCCCUGAUGGGCAUCCAGAGCGAGAAGAACUUCGUGACGGCCAACGUGGCCGAAGCCAUCAUGGCCGUGGCCAAGAAGCCCCUGCACGCCUGCGUGGACCAGCGGAGAGGGGAGAAGUUCCUGCUGGAUGACUCCGGGCUGGUCCAAAGGUUCCUCAAGAAGAAGGACUUCGGGGUGACCCCCAAAUACAUCCAUCGGCGUAAGAAAGAAGCCGUGGACGUGCGCAAAGAGCGAGCAGCCGCUCGGCGGGAGUGCCUGCAGAAGAAGCGGCUCACCCGCCUCUCCUCCCGCGAACGGGAGGGCAUCCUGGAAGGUCUCAAGAACAACUGGGAGGAGAUCAACAAGGACUUCCAGAGCCUGUCGGUGGAGAUCACCACCAUCCCGCAGCGGCUGCGCAAAGAGAAGCUGGAGACGGAGAUGAAACAGCUGGAACACGACAUUGCGGCUCUGGAGAAGCACAAGUUUAUCUACAUUGCGGGGGAAUAG